CCUAGUCCAAACGUCUCUCAACGACAUGGAAGAAUUUUUGCAACGCGCCAAAUCUAAACUGAAUCGAAGCAAACGCUUGGAGAAGGUCCAUGUGGUUAUUGGACAUAAAUCGUGUGAGUUGGAUUCUCUCAUUUCCGCCUUCACGUACGCUUACUUUCUAGACAAGGUCAGUCCACCUGGAGUUCUCUGUUUGCCAGUGCUGAACAUACCAAGAACUGAAUUCAAUUACUUCACUGAGACGAGGUUUAUUUUAGAAGAGCUGAACAUCUCUGAAUCGUUCCACAUAUUCCGAGAUGAAAUUAAUCUGCAUCAGCUAAAUGACGAAGGGAAGUUAUCUAUAACGCUCGUUGGCAGCAAUGUGCUGGCGAGCGAGGACCAAACUUUAGAAUCAGCGGUUGUCAAAGUCAUUAAUCCGGUGGAGCAGAGCGAUGGCGGCCUCGAGUUCCGAGAGUCUUCCUCUUCCCUUGUGGUGAAAGAGAUUCUCCGGGAGGCUCCUGAGCUCAUCACCGAGCAGCUGGCUCAUCUCCUCAGAGGUAGCAUCCUUUUCAAGUGGAUGACCAUGGAAUCCGAGAAGAUCUCAGAGAAGCAGGAAGAAAUUCUCUCUAUCCUGGAAGAAAAAUUUCCCAGCUUGCCUCCGAGAGAGGACAUUAUCAACGUCCUGCAGGAGACCCAAUUCAGUGCUCAGGGUUUAAGUAUUGAACAGACAAUGCUGAAGGACAUAAAAGAACUGUCAGAUGGAGAAAUAAAAGUGGCCAUCAGUACCGUGAACAUGACCCUCGAGAACUGUAUGUUUCACAGCAAUAUCAGCAGCGACUUGAAAGCAUUUGCAGACAAGUUCGGUUUUGACGUCCUCAUCCUCCUGGCCAGCUACCUGUCGGAGGAAGAGCAGCCGAGACGACAGAUUACCGUGUACUCCCAGAACCUCGAGUUGUGCAGUCAGAUCUGCUGCGAACUGGAAGAAAGCCAGAACCCUUGCCUGGAGCUGGAGCCCUUUGAAUGUGGCUGUGAUGAGAUCCUGGUGUACCAGCAGGAGAACCCGUUGGUGACCUGUGAUCAGGUGCUCCUUCUCGUCAAGGAAGUCAUCAACAGGAGAUGUCCAGAGAUGGUCUCCAACAGCCGGACGUCCUCAACGGAAGCCGUGGCAGGCAGCGCCCCAUUGUCCCAGGGAUCUUCCGGGAUUAUGGAGCUGUAUGGUUCUGACAUAGAGCCACAGCCCAGCUCCGUGAAUUUCAUAGAAAACCCUCCAGAUCUCAACGAUUCUAAUCAGGCUCAGGUGGAUGUAAACAUCGACCUCGUCAGCCCAGAUAGCGGGCUGGCCACCAUUAGGAGCAGCCGUUCAUCCAAGGAGAGCUCGGUUUUCCUCAGUGAUGACAGUCCAGUGGGAGAAGGUGCUGGGCCUCACCACAGCCUCCUCCCAGGGUUUGACUCCUAUAGUCCCAUCCCCGAAGGAGCAGUCCCAGAGGAGCAUGCCCGGUCUGGAGAACACAGGGAAUCCUUUGACCUCUUCAACUUUGACUCAGCAACCAUGGCUUCUGGGCAGUCCCAACCAUCUUCUCAUUCUGCAGACUACUCUCCUGCAGAUGACUUCUUCCCCAAUAGUGAUUCAUCAGAAGGACAACCCCCGACGGGGCCUAAAGAAAUCAAUGGGAUAGGGAUGGACAUGUCCAAAUAUUCAUCCAGUUCACUUUUGUCAGAGACUGGCAAAGAUGACCUUGUGGAAUUUGAUGAGGAAUUUGUUCAGAGACCAGAAAGUUCCGAGGAUAACUCUGAAAGAAAUGUGAGCCUGACAGGUUUUGUGGGAGAUAAAUCUCCUUCCCCAGAAAGGCUGAAAAAUACUGGAAAGCGGGUCCCACCAACACCUAUGAAUAGCUUUGUAGAAAGUUCACCAUCCACGGAAGAGCCAGCUCUACUCUACCCAGAAAAUGUGACCCCAAAAGCAGUAGACACGGGUCACAUAGGGCCACCUCAGACCCGUGCACGGUGCAGCAGCUGGUGGGGUGGCUUGGAAAUUGACUCUAAAAAUAUUGCAGACACAUGGAGUUCUAGUGAACAGGAGUCUGUCUUCCAGAGCCCCGAGUCAUGGAAAGACCAUAAGCCAAGCCCAGUGGACAGGAGAGCCUCAGAUUCUAUAUUUCCACCAAAGAGUCUCGAAUUCCCAAAGUCAAGUCCCUGGGAGUCUGAAUUUGGUCAGCCUGGGCUGGGCAGCCAUAAUAUUCAGGACCAAAAUGAGGACCACCUACAGUUUCAGAACGUGCCCACAGAGAAAUCGAAUCUGCCCAGCGCUUCUCCUCAGGGGGCACACCACCUGAUCGAAGACUUUGCUGCCUUGUGGCGUUCUGAUCGCUCUCCCACGGCGAUGCCGGAGCCGUGGGGAAAUCCCACGGAAGAUGGGGAGCCAGCCGCUGCGGUGUCAUUCCCAGCCUGGAGUGCAUUUGGUAAAGAAGAUGGCACCAAAGCUUUGGCAAAUACCUGGAAUCUGCACCCAACGAGCGGCGAGACGCCUUCUGUGAGGGACCCGAGGGAAUGGGCCAUGGCAAAAAGUGGGUUUUCUUUUCCCUCGGAAGACAAUUCACCCAGUGAGGCAAAUAACGAAGCACCCCCAGAAAUCUGGGGUAAGAAGAACCACGACUCCAGGGAUAAUAUCCUUAUAUCUGGAAACCCCAGAUCCGAUCUGGACCACGCGUGGAAUGGCUCCAAACCGACAAAGGAAGAUCAGAAUGGCUUCGUGGAUCCCAAAAUUAGGGGGGAGGUGUAUGAAAAGGUAGACUCCUGGAACCUUUUUGAGGAGGGUAUCAAAAAAGGAGGGGCAGACGUCCUGGCACCUUGGGAAGAUUCCUUCUUAUACAAAUGUCCCGAUUACAGUGCAUCCAACAUAGGGGAAGAUUCGGUGCCCUCCCCCUUAGACACCAACUACUCCACAUCUGACUCCUAUACUUCGCCAACAUUUGCUGGAGAUGAAAAAGAAACAGAAAGCAAGCCAUUUGCUAAAGAGGGAGGUUUUGAGUCACAAGAUGCUAACUCUGCCACAGGGGAGACUGAAAUGCCUCCCCAGUCGCCGCAGCAGCCACCUAGAAAUCGAAUUAGCUCAGGUCCCGGGAACCCAGAAAUGUGGGGCUCACCGGAUGCAGAUAACAGUUCGGAAACAAAUGUCACGUACAACUCCGAGAAGGAUUUACUCAGGACGGAGCCCACAGAUGAUAAGAACAUCUCCAUGGAGGAUGACAUCGGGGAAAGCAGCCUGUCCAGUUACGACGACCCCAGCAUGAUGCAGCUGUACAAUGAAACAAACCGACAGCUCACGCUUCUGCACAGCAGCACAAACUCCCGCCAGGCGGCCCCUGACAGCCUCGACUUGUGGAACAGAGUGAUUCUGGAGGACACGCAGUCCACUGCGACCAUCUCCGAUAUGGAUAAUGAUUUGGACUGGGACGACUGUAGCGCGGGUGUGGCAAUCUCCAGUGAAGGUCAAGCACAAGGAUACAUGAUUGAAAGCGCUGAACCGGAGACCCGAUUUUCAGUGAGACAGCUGGAGCCAUGGGGUGUGGAGUAUCAGGAAGCAAAUCAGGGGGAUUGGGAACUCCCCGCACCUUCUGAGCACAGCAAGGACACUCCUGCCAAUGGAUAUCACACACUGAAUGAAAAAAGUGGACAGCUGAUCGCAAAUAGCAUUUGGGACUCCGUCAUGCGAGAUAAUGACAUGUCUUCGUUAAUGUUACCAGGCCCCUCAUAUGUCACAGAUUCUGAACAACACAAAUCUCCUUCUGGAACUCCCAACUCAUCAGAAAAAAUUAAGGACAGUUGUAUCCCAGACAUGCUAGAAGCCUCUGGAGCCAGUGAGUCAGGUGCACUUGAUCCUGAUAAGCAGGACACGUGCAGAGGAACCCUGCCACAUGAUGCGACAUCCUUGGCAACCAACUUUGAGAAUCCAGGGCAUUUUGGACCCUCAGAUCCAUGGAGAGGUCCUAGCUGUGGACAACGCAAAGGUGAGGAGGAAGCCCAUGGAGCCACUGCUAGGGAGCAUCUCCGUGAGGAGGAGAUGACAGACGGAGCUUCGGAGCAGUCUGGAAAAGGGCAAAGUGACCGGGAAGGCUCUUCCCCGGUUGCAUCUGAACAUCAAGAAAUCUGUGAUGAAUCCGGCAAAAUCAACUCUCUCUCAGUCCCUUCCAGCCCUCAGACUGAGGAACCCCAGGAGAUUUUAGAGCACGAGAGGGGGUCUUACAAUCCAGGUUCCUGUGAUGUGCGUGCAGAAGUGUCCACAAAUGACCUGCGGGCAGAAGAGACCUGUGACAAGCCCCUCCCGUAUCACAGAAAUUCAGAUGAAGCCACUGACACUUCCACUGGGCUUGGGCUGAAUUUAACAAAAACUGUAUCUUUACCUGAAAUGAGUCUUGAGAGCACUGAAGAGUGUAACAUUCUGGAACCAGAGAGAGUGAACCAAGAGCCACGCCAUGAAUGUCCCCAAAGCCUUGACAUUUGGGAUGGCUCUGUAGACAGUGAUGUGCAGGUCAACGUCCCAAAUUCUGAGAUUACUAAGAGUCUUGAAGUUGAGAGUACUGAAAACAGCCUUCCAGGAGCUUCUUCAUCAGGAAAUUAUCGCAGAGAUAGUAUUUCUAGUGAGUAUACACAUUCGAGUGCAUCGAGUCCUGGCCUAAAUGAUUCCUCAGCUCCGUUGCCUUCCUGGGAACAUGGACCCAAUAUGGGGCAUCAGGAGCAGAAUCAAGAUGAUUGGAGCAAACAGAGUCACCAAGAAUCUGAACUAAUUACUACUGAUGGCCAAGUAGAAGUAAUUACUGAAAUGGAGGACCUGGACAAAAGCAGAAUGGACAGGUUUGAAAAGAGCUUAGAUCUCAAGGUUCCUAAAUUUUUAGAGAUUUGGAAUGACUCCGUAGAUGGUGAUUCCUUUUCGUCUGUAUCCAGCCCGGAAACAGGCAAAUGUUCUGAGUAUUCCGAGGCAUAUCAGGAAAGGCAUCUAGUGGUUAGCCAGCAGGAGAAAAAUGACCAUGACCUUCCUAAAACCGUGCAGCCAGAGGAUGCCAAGUUCAUUUCAACAAGUUCAGGUUCUGAUGACGACAGCAUAGGUGAUGAAGAGUCAGUGGAGAAAGAGGUCCACUUGGGCACUUGCCAAGUUGCUCAGAGCGACCCCAGAGCUUGGGAUUCAGUGAAUGAACCUAAUAAGUUCUUGGCCACCGCUGAUCCCAAGUCUGAGGAGUGUCCUGCGUAUGUAGGCAAUUCAGAAGCAAGAGAGAACAAGCCAGACCCAUUCUGUGACAACCAACAAAGCAGCCCCGAUCACUGGAAUUUCUCACCGCUAAAGGAGACUGAACUACAGGUUACAGCAGUGGAUACAGAGAUGAGAUCUUCUCCAGAAACAGGGAAGACGGGAGAGACCAUCUGGCAGCUAUCUCCCAAAAGCGAAUCGAAGAAUGAGAAUUAUUCCAAACUGGAAACACUUGGCUUCUCAGCUGAGCGCUCCGAGCGGUGGAAUGCCUCUCUACAAGAAGGACGACCGACGGAGAGCACAUUUGAAAGGGAACUGCCCAACCCAAGUAGUGUGUUAGAGAUGAAUUCUUCAGUAUACCGCAAAGUGGGUCCCUGGGGAGUACCCACCCAGGGUGAUAUUGAACCCAUGGAAACGCAUUGCACUCAGCCCUUCGGUGAUGAACAUCGGUCACCCUUUCUGGAGAGCAAUGAGGAGAACUCCCAUGAGCAACUCUGGAACAUUCAACCGAGACAGCCAGACCCAGAAGCGGAUCAGCUUGGCCAGCUUGUGAUACUGGACCAAAUCGAAGAAAAGGAUGCUAGAGAGCAAACCUUCUUGUCUUCUGCUGGUGAACAGCUGACUUCUGAAACACCUGCCCAAGAGCAGCAGAGGCAGAAUAUAGCGCUGUCCGUCUGGGAUCAGCCAGACGCGACGUUUACUCACACAGAUGAAAAUGAAUGUGUCAUAUCUAAUGUUUUGACCGUGGAGUGUCAAGAAACAAAUCGGUGGGAAGAAGAAAAAUCGUACCCCAGUGAAAUAACAAAUUCCAGCAUUGCCUCAGAAGAUUUCCCGGCUGUCAGUUCUUCCACCCAGUUGAUAAAGAAGUCGGGCUCUGAAUGGGAUGUCUGUCCUCCUAGGGAGAGCCCCGAAGGCACAUUUGUUCCAGAUAUUUUACAUGGCAACUUCCAGGAGGGUGGGCAACUGGCCUCAGCUUCGCCUGACUUGUGGAUAGAUGCUAAGCAGCCCUUCAGUUUGAAAGCAGAUGGUGAGAAUCCAGAUAUACUGACCCACUGUGACCGUGACAGCAAUUCUCAGGCUUCCAACAGCCCUGAUAUAUGCCAUGAUCAUGAAGCAAAGCAAGAGACUGAACAGCUCGUCAGGGCUGGAGUGGGACCGGAAGGGGAAGCCAGUGAGUUAUAUCUCACCGAGCCAAAGAUGGAUGAAGAACCCAAUCGGGAGCCUGGGCAGGAAUUUGUCCCAUACGAUUCAGAACUAUAUUCUGACAAUGUAAUCCCACUGCCUCCGAUCAGUGAUCAAGUGAACGUAAGUGGCUCAUCUCAGCCUGCCUCUCACAGAGGUUCUCCUGAACCUUCUGAAAUAAAUGGUGAAGGCAAUACAGGUUUAAAAGCAGCAGACGAAGUUGGUGCCCCAGAAGUAGCGCCGGCUUUGGAACUCGUUGACAGAACAAUCCCAAUGAUGGAAAGCGUGGGGACCGGUAUUUCUGUAACUCUCCAGGAGCCUACGAUGGACAGCAACGGCUUGUUGGUGUCAGAGGGCCUCUCUCCUGAGAGUCAGACAGAUGCAGGAGCCUUGUUGGACGAGGAGCAACUUUUUGCUACUGAGAAUUCUGCCACGGUUCCUGACGCCCCGUUAGCUUCAGACACUUGCCUGGACAUAAGCGAAGCUGCCUUUGACCACAGCUUCAGCGAUGCCUCAGGUCUUAACACAUCCACAGGCACAAUAGAUGACAUGAGUAAAUUGACAUUAUCUGAGGGCAAUCCAGAAACGCCAGUUGACGGGGAUGUAGGGAAGCAAGAGGUCUGUUCGUCUGAAGCCUCGUGGGGUGAUUUCGAAUAUGAUGUCAUGGGCCAAAAUAUCGAUGAAGAUUUAAUGAAAGAGCCUGAGUAUUUUCUCUAUGGCGGUGACCCUCCCUUGGAAGAAGACACCCUGAGGCAUUCGCUGGCACCUUACACACCCCCCUUUGAUUUGUCCUAUCUCACAGAACCUACCCUUGGUGUCAAAACAACAGAGGAAGCCGAGUCUCCAGAGGACGAGUCUCUAGGGGCCGAAGCAGCCGAGAUGCUGCUUUCCGCCCUUCCUGAUCAAAAAGGCAAAGAAAACCAGGCCGAGACCCCCAACAGACAGCCUGGACAACUGGUUGUCCUGCAUAUUCAUGAAGACCCCGAGUCCGUUUCUUUGCCAGCAGGAGCCCACCCCAACCUUGAGCUGUCUCCGUCCAACAUCGACUGGGAAGUAGAGACAGAUAAUUCGGAUUCACCAGCAGGUGGAGACGUAGGACCACCAAAUGGUGCCAGCAAGGGAAUAUCAGAAUUGGAAGAAGAAAAAAGAAUUCCGACCCAAGGGCCUGAGCAGGUAACAGCGGAAUCCAGGGAAGAAAGGUACACAGAGAGGAAUGAAGAUAAUCACGCGGCACACAUGGGUUACAUACUUGUCAACCAUGAAGAAAAUUCACCGGCAAAGCCAGAGGCCUGCGAGGCAAGAGAAAACACAUCUGAAUUAGACGAGUUUCACGCAGGUUCUGAAGAAGAAGAGAUGCCAGGAACUCAGCUGGCCGGCUUCCCGGAUUCAUGUCAGCUUGCCUCUUUAAAUGAAAGACGAGAUCAUUCUGCAGAGAGACUGUCUCCCCAAGGUGAGGAGAGAUCGGCUCUUGAAAGCCCUGGGCAAGACCAGAAUUGGAUGGUCUUGGGCCAUAGCGAGGUUGGUGACCAGUCGUUGGAAGCUAGGAACUCAGGGCCUGGAUGGGCUGGCCAAGCUGUGGAGUCAACCUCUGAUUGCGGCGUGGGCGAGGGUGCCCAGAUGCUAGUUCUAGGACGCAUGAAGCCUCUGGAAUCCUUAGCCCUAGAGGAGGCCUCUGGUCUGGGCAGCCAAUCGCGGAAGAGCAAGAGCCGCCGCGGGGCUGACCCGGAUGCAGUUAUGCUGCAGGCUGUCGCCCAUGACAAUGAAUGGGAAAUGCUUUCACCACAGCCUUCUCAGAAAAACAUGAUCCUUGAAACGGAAAUGGAGGAGGAGACAGAGUUUCUUGAGCCCGGAACGAGGAAGCUGAGACCGAAUGGACUGCUGUCAGAGGAUGUAGGCAUGGACGUCCCCCUGGAGGACGGAAUGCUGAGUCCCAGUGCUGCAGACAUGAGGCCUGAACCUCCCAAUUCUCUGGAUCUUAACGACACUCCUCCUCGCAGGAUCAAACUCACUGCCCCGAAUAUCAAUCUUUCUCUGGACCAACAAAGUGAAGGGUCUAUUCUCUCUGAUGAUAACCUGGACAGCCCAGAUGAAAUCGAUAUCAACGUGGAUGAACUUGAUACCCCUGAUGAAGCAGAUUCUUUUGAGUACACUGGGCACGAAAGUUCCACAGCUAACAAGGAUUCCGGCCAAGAGUCAGAGUCCAUUCCAGAGUAUACGGCGGAGGAGGAGCGGGAGGACAACCGGCUGUGGAGGACCGUGGUGAUCGGAGAACAGGAGCAGCGGAUUGACAUGAAGGUCAUCGAGCCCUACAGGAGAGUCAUCUCUCACGGAGGAGAUUCAGGAUACUAUGGGGACGGCCUAAAUGCAAUCAUUGUGUUUGCUGCCUGUUUUCUGCCAGACAGCAGUCGGGCGGAUUACCACUAUGUCAUGGAAAAUCUUUUCCUAUAUGUAAUAAGCACUUUAGAGCUGAUGGUAGCUGAAGACUAUAUGAUUGUGUACUUGAAUGGUGCAACCCCCAGACGCAAGAUGCCAGGGCUGGGCUGGAUGAAAAAAUGCUACCAGAUGAUUGACAGACGGUUGCGAAAGAAUUUGAAAUCAUUCAUCAUUGUUCAUCCAUCUUGGUUCAUCAGAACAAUCCUUGCAGUGACACGACCUUUUAUAAGCUCAAAAUUCAGCAGUAAAAUUAAGUAUGUCAAUAGUUUAUCAGAACUCAGUGGGCUGAUCCCAAUGGACUGCAUCCAUAUUCCAGAAAGCAUCAUCAAGUACGAUGAAGAGAGAUCUUAUAAGAGAAGUGUGAGUAUUGACCUGAAGCUGAAAGGAAAGCCCUAGUCCCGCCCGGCUGGAAGAAAAGGAUGUUCUGCUUCGUGAUUCUGCUGAAACAUACCCACCUGGAAGAGACAGGGCGGAUGGUACUUUUUUUUUUUUUUCCACUUUGCACUACCUGGUGCCAUUCUAAAUUUCUAAGGGGAAACACAGUAAGGGAACUUUGUUUACUCCUCACGUGUUUUAUGAAAUUGCGUGUCCUUUUCCUAUUUUGCCAAUUACGUGCCUCGAAGAUUUCGGUUGAACCUUAGCAAGAAAAUAGGACCUUCCGUCUCCAUAUUUGCUUACCCCUUGGUGCCGUGAUAUCUCCUCUCUUAGACUGGUGUUGACCAGUGAGAUACCCUCGGUCCGCUGUUCGUCGCGAGUGGAUUUGUUGGCCAUAGAUUAGCGGGAUUUCUCCUUGGUGACCAUUUCAGGUUUAAAACACAGGGGGCUCGACUCUCCCUAGGCAAGUUACCUUCCUGUAGCUCUGCUUUUCAAACCCUAAGCUUGCUGGGCAUGUUGGAAAGCAGACCCCGGUGGAAAGCUGUCAUUGGCCAUGUGCCCGCUUGGUUCUUUCUUGUCCACGUGAAUCCUCUCUUAGGUCUCAAAGGGAAGCCAGACUUUCUCAUUCACCUCAAAUUUAUUUUGGUUUCCAAAUUGGGUAUCAUGUUGUCUGUGAGUGGUCUCCUUAAAAAUCGUUAUUCCUCCAAUGAAUGUUGGAAAUUCAUUACCCGGCCACGCUCAGCUAUCUAAAUGUCUCUCUCAAAAAGUAGCCUGCUUUACGUCACUUGAAUCUGGUCACUUCAGUCACCUCCCUUUAAUCGCAUUUCAUUUAACUUGAAUAUGACCGUGUACUAUCAUUUGCAAAAUUUCUCUGUGGAGUCUUCGCAUGCCCUUUCAAAGGCCACACGUGGCCUCGAAUCCGUGGGCCUCCACGGGUGGCCAGACUUAGCAUGCCGCCUGUUUUCACGUGGCCUUCCUGUGAAGGAUGGCUUUCCCAUUUGGGCUGAAAAAAAAAAGUUGUUGUUGUUUUAAAUAUUUCGUGACACCUGAAAAAUCAUUCACAUUUCAGUACCCAUAAAUGUCUUACUGAAACAUGGCCACACAAAUUUGUUUACAGACUCUCUGUGGCUGCUUUUGCACUACAGCAGCAGAGUUGAACAGUUGUUCACAGACCACGUGGCCUACAAAGCCUAAAAUAUUUACUGUGUGUGUGGAACAAGGUUACUGGGCCGUGUCUACUCCUGCUCACCUCUUCUUCACCGCCCCCCUCCCGCCUCCCCCGCAUUUGGAUUUGGAUAUGAGUUUCUUCAGCAGAAUGUAUAAAUAAGCCUGCAAACUAAUUCAUUCUUUAAAAAGAAAAUGUUGGCCUCCGGAGUCCGUAAAAUAAAUGGCCUGCUGAGAAAAGACGGGGAGUCCCGGCCACAAAAGCAUGGCUCACGGUAUGUUUACGUGACUCAAAGUGAAGCCCGCUGAGAAGGCUUUGGGCUAUUUACAGGUGUUGCCAAGGUCCUGCCCUUACUCUGGGAACCAUUGUCAUUCUCUGGUAUCACCCGUCACUAGUAAGCUAGCAACACUAAGAAUGGAGUGGAGAGUGGGGUUCCACCACAGACUUAGGGUGAUAACCGCAUCCAGGAGAGCUGUCUGGGGCGCCCUGAGCCCUGGAUCUCAUGAGCUUUGAAACACUUGGAGGUAGACAUCUUUGUACAGGUGACCGAAUUUUGCUGACCUCCUUCGCUUCGUGACCUCUCCCACCCACCUUCCAGACAUGUUCUCAUACACACGGGUCAGCUCUCUUUCCUCCAUGAGCCAUAGUUCACUGAGUUCCCCCCUCUGUGUCCCUCUCAGCUGAGCGUCUUGUCCAACUGUGUUCUCUUGGGUCACCUCCCUCCUAACCUCUGUCCUGUCCAAUAGAAAAACCCUAGCACAUGCCCUGUCUCUGAGGCCAGCUCCACUUUUGGAAGCCCAAAUUAGGCCUCUCCCAGAGCUUAGUGUUGACAUAAGACCGGUGACCUAAUAUUCGGUUGGUUCACCCAUUGACCACUGUGGCUCUGGCACAGUUAUUAACAAUGCUCCCUUUUGCUCCGCCGUGGUCCCGUUUUGGAAGACGACUUACGUGGUACCCCCCGCCCCAGCCACAGGAAGGAAUGAAGAAAUCAGUGUUGUGUUUAGUGGUGCAAGCCUAAGGAUAGAGCCAACCACACACAGCAAGAACUUCACCAGUCACGUUUCCCUUGAGCUUGUCUGGCCCGUUCAUGGAAAACUACUCAGGUGGUGUUCUGUCUGAGGCGUCCUCUUCCCCCCUGGAAAUUAUGACCAUCGUCCGCAGUCACUGAUUUUGUUUGGGCUGAUCUGUGGGCUGCAUAGCCAUUCUGAUAGGCAUCUGCUAUUUUAUUAUCUUAAGACCAUUUAAUUGCACGUGCUAGAGAAAAGCUACUAUGUAAAUUCAAUCCAAGUAAAUAGAAUUGUAGAAGAAUCCUGAAAAAAAAAAAAAAAAAACCAUCAUCCCUAAGCAGAUAGGUAGACAGAUGUAAACAUUCACAUCAGUAGCUAUCUAGCCCUUGCAUUCUAAGCGUUCUUGCUUUGGUUCUGACUUCUGGGAACUGUUUUAUACUUUUCCUGUCACUUUGUAGUUUAGGGAACCAAAGGGUCCCAGGGCAAAAGUAUUGUUCUCCCAAAGUGGCACUACUCUUUGCUUAGUUCCCUGAUUAAGAAAGAGAACAUAAAUCUGCACUGAAGUUUCUGUCAAGGAGUGAGAAAGUUUGAUUCGUGGCAAUGAAUAGCUGGUUGUGGAAGAAAAUCCUGAGGUUCCCGUUGAAGCCAUACAAUGUUUUGUGGGGUUGCCUUCUAAGAUACACUCCGACAUGAGUGAGGAAGUCACUACUCUAAGCUUUUGGGUUGGUAAAAUCUCAUUUUAAGUAUUUGGUUUGGGUACUACGUUUGCAACUCCUCUAAUCACACUGCCUCAGUAGUUCGCUCCCUUAGAAACAUUUAGAUGUGCACAAAUUAAUCUUUUAUAUAUUUGAAAGUUUUUCUACCAUGUGUUGGAUUGCUCAGAAUAAAGUAUCUAUUAGACUUUGUUUUGGUAAAUAACUAAAUGAUUUCUCCUUAAAUAGCGUGGAUCAAUAAUAUAAAGAUGUAAC
This is a messenger RNA of Prionailurus viverrinus (fishing cat), 12348 nucleotides long. RefSeq names its product prune homolog 2 with BCH domain (gene PRUNE2). The record is from RefSeq and is a predicted model, not a curated record. Gene Ontology annotation, cellular component: cytoplasm. Gene Ontology annotation, molecular function: pyrophosphatase activity. The transcript is spliced from 19 exons. The coding region runs from base 26 to 9229 and encodes 3067 amino acids. Lineage: Eukaryota; Metazoa; Chordata; Mammalia; Carnivora; Felidae. Gene Ontology annotation, biological process: apoptotic process.